AUUUGCUCGUUUGGCAAAACUGCCAAUCAAACAACUAGACCUGUCGUACAUAGGGCUGCAACGGUUACCAGAAACAGGCCUCUUUUCCUUCUUUCCUCUACUAGAAAGUCUACUCUUGGUCGGUAAUAACAUAACCGAGUUGCCACCGAAGGCAUUCGGUGGCUUAGGUAAUCUAAAGACACUGGAUUUGAGCAAGAACGAUUAUCUACCAAACGUAAAGAAUGGGUCAUUUGUAUCACUCAAGAACCUGACAUCUCUCUCGCUCACUCUCAGAAAGGGGCGCCAAGACAUACACGGUAGUGUAUUCCUAAACCUUCCAAAACUUCGCUCUUUAACCAUUGCGGGGCCUAAACCAAAGUUCGCCGUAGGGAAAUUCACUAAAUACAGUCUACGAGGUUUGUCUUAUCUGGAAAACUUACUGAUAGAAUGGCAUGAUCUUCCGGAUGUUCCUUCUCCUGCCCUUGACCUGGUCAAAGGAACUCUACAACAACUAAGCUUUAUCCAUGGACACAUCUCUGAACUGAAAUCAAGAGCAUUUUCUGGAUUCAAUCAUCUCGAAAUCCUUGACUUUAGACAUAACAAGUUGGCAACUCUUUCAGAGUAUGUAUUUGAUGGUCUUGAAAACCUGACCUAUCUAAAACUGUCUCACAAUUAUAUCGAGAAAAUUGACAACACAACAUUCCUCGGUCUUAGUAGGUUGGAGACAUUAUACUUAGAAAACAAUCAUCUCUGUUUCAAAGCUGAUGAUUUCUUUCCUCCACCUUUCACUGGGUUAUCAACCUUGAUUUCUUUGCAUCUGGAAAAUCCAGACAGGUGUUUUCCAGAUGGGAUUGAGUCGUUCCCUCCAGAUUUCUUUGCAGGGCUUGUCUCGCUAAAGAGACUCCAUCUGAGUAAAAACAAACUGUGGAAGAUGUUUGCUCACGAGAAAACUAGCCGCCCAUUCGCCAACCUUACGACUCUAGAAGUACUUGACUUAUCUUAUAACAACUUUGACACAAUGACGUCCCUACCGUUUGAAAACCUCACAAAUCUGACAAGUCUCUACCUAUCUUUCAAUCGGAUUUCAACCAUUCCUGACAGCCUUUUCAAAUGUAUACCGAACCUACGAAAGCUGAGGCUAAAUUCUAACCGUAAAUUGGGAAAGUUGCCUGAAAAGGGGCUCGGUUUCUUGCGCAAUCUUGAGCGGUUAAACUUGGAAGACAAUCCCUUGCAAUGUACAUGUGAAGAAGAGUGGUUUUACGACUGGGUAGUGAGCAAUCAGACUAAAACGUUGUUUUACAACUUGUCAAACUACGGCUGUGUGGCUCCAGAACGUCUUGUGCAUAAGACUAUUUUAGACUUUGACGCUGAAGCACAAGGCUGCCACGACAAAACAGGCAUCCACUUGGCGAUCUCCGCGGCUCUCCUUCUUGUAAUCUUUCUCGUGGGGGUUCUUGUUGGAUAUCGUUACCGUUGGUACAUCAAAUAUGGCUGCUUCGUCAUCAAGGCUCGUUUCCAUGGCUACCAGGCACUGAGAGAUGAGAACUUGCAGAAGAAAUUCGACGCUUUUGUGUCCUACAACCAUAACGACCGAGCGUGGGUGAUGAACGAACUGGUACCGCACAUCGAAGAAGAAGGGGACGCGUUCCGACUCUGCCUGGACUAUCGCGACUUUGUUCCCGGCGCGCCGAUCACAGACAACAUCGUGAACUCCAUCUACGACAGUCGUAAGACCAUCUGCUUGGUGACGGAGGAGUUCCUGAAGAGCGAGUGGUGUGAGAUGGAAGUGCAGAUGGCGACCUACCGACUGUUCGACGAGCAGGUAGACGUGCUGAUCCUUGUGUUCCUGGAGGACAUCCCUGACCGCGCCCUGCACCGCUACCAGCGCAUGCGCCGCCUCAUGUGCAAGAGGACCUACCUGGAGUGGCCCAAGGACCCUCAGGAGAAAGCGCUGUUCUGGGAACGUCUGAAGGAUGCGCUGAAGACCGGAGACAGGCCACCAAUAGAGAACAUCAUAUGAACAUGUUGUUCUCUAUUGGUGAGCUUCGGUUCAAAUUGAGAGGCCAUUAACAGCGUUUAAGAACGGACUGAUGAAGUACUGUCAGUAGGACGUACAUUGCUACCUUUUACCUAAGUCAAUGUGUGUAUGUUGUUUAGUUUUCUAUGGGUCCAGGAACACUUAAAAAAAGCCUUCCUCCUGAGUGUAAUUUCUAGCAUGGUAAAAAAAAGAUAAAAUAGAAAUGAAAGGAAAAAUUAAAUGAAUUGUGUAAGAGUGACCAAUCGCAACAGCAUUAAUUGGAACAUUUUAACACAACAAUGCCAAUGAAAAUCCCAUCCACUUUAUUAGUUUAUUCACUUGUAAACAUGUUAUGGUCAUUGAUUCUACUGUAAAUUCUGAUUUUCAAUGUUAUACUAAACAGAAAUUACUUUUGAAAUUUAGAUAAGACAAUAAUAAAGUGAUGUUAAUAAUGAAGGAAAUAUGUUUGCGUAGUUAGUUCUACAUAUGGUGUUCCUCUGCUUUUGAUCAGUAGUGU
Branchiostoma floridae (Florida lancelet) is the source of this 2513-nucleotide messenger RNA. Its product is annotated as toll-like receptor 2 type-2. The transcript is spliced from 2 exons. The record is from RefSeq and is a predicted model, not a curated record. Bases 911 to 1999 code for a protein of 362 amino acids. NCBI's taxonomy places the organism in Eukaryota, Metazoa, Chordata, Leptocardii, Amphioxiformes, Branchiostomatidae. Gene Ontology annotation, cellular component: membrane. Gene Ontology annotation, molecular function: transmembrane signaling receptor activity; protein binding. Gene Ontology annotation, biological process: toll-like receptor signaling pathway; inflammatory response; immune response.